Messenger RNA from Striga asiatica, 963 nucleotides. Lineage: Eukaryota; Viridiplantae; Streptophyta; Magnoliopsida; Lamiales; Orobanchaceae. The record is from the annotation of a GenBank genome assembly.
AUGUCUCCAAUAGAAUCUCUAAACAAGGUGUUUGAAAGAGUUGGGGGAAAUCAGAAAUACAUCAUUGAUGAUGACGAAGAUGGAACAAUGGAGAUGGAGCAAAUUGGGGCUGAGAGGACAAAAAAUGUCCUAAUUCUCAUGAGCGAUACAGGUGGGGGCCACAGAGCUUCGGCUGAGGCCAUUCGUGACGCAUUCCAGCUCGAAUAUGGAGAUCAGUACAGAAUAAUUGUGAAAGAUGUGUGGAAAGAGUACACGGGUUGGCCGUUGAAUGACAUGGAGGGACAGUACAAAUUCAUGGUUAAACACGUCCAGCUUUGGAAAGUUGCAUUUCACGGCACUUCCCCUAAAUGGAUACACUCUGCCUAUCUUGCUGCAAUUGCCGCUUAUUAUGCAAAGGAGGUUGAGGCAGGUCUAAUGGAGUACAAACCGGAUAUCAUAAUCAGCGUCCACCCUCUCAUGCAGCACAUCCCUUUGUGGGUCCUCAAAUGGCAAGGCCUUCAGAAGAAGGUCAUUUUCGUCACUGUCAUCACAGACCUCAAUACUUGCCACCGCACGUGGUUUCAUCCAUCUGUAAACCGAUUGUACUGUCCCUCAGAGGAGGUUGCAAAGAGGGCUUUGCUUGACGGUGUUGACGACUCUCAAAUUCGUAUCUUUGGCCUCCCCAUUCGCCCAUCCUUCUGCCGUGCAGUAUUAGUCAAGGAAAAAGGGAAUGUUCCAUUUGUUGUGGAAAAUGGAGCGGGUGUUUUCACGAGAAGCCCGAAGGAGACAGCAAGAAUUGUGGCUGAGUGGUUUAGUAGCAAUACAGACGAACGCAUGAGAAUGUCCGAGAAUGCCCUCAAGCUUGCACAACCAAAUGCGGUUUUCGACAUUGUUAAGGACAUUCACGAGCUGGCAUGCCAACGGGGACCCUUAUUUAAUGUGCCUUACAUGCUGACGUCAUCUUUCUCAAGCUUAAUAUACUAG